This is a messenger RNA of Recurvomyces mirabilis, 759 nucleotides long. RefSeq lists its product as uncharacterized. Gene Ontology annotation, biological process: rRNA base methylation. Gene Ontology annotation, cellular component: cytoplasm. NCBI's taxonomy places the organism in Eukaryota, Fungi, Ascomycota, Dothideomycetes, Mycosphaerellales, Teratosphaeriaceae. The transcript has 2 exons. The record is from RefSeq and is a predicted model, not a curated record. Gene Ontology annotation, molecular function: rRNA (uridine-N3-)-methyltransferase activity. Bases 1 to 759 code for a protein of 252 amino acids.
AUGGCGAAAGGCAAGAAGCGCAAGCUUCAUGCGGCAGACGACAGCAGCAAGAGCAACGUGAAGGCAAAGAAUAAAUCUGCGACCACAUCUACCAAAGCACGGGAGCCGACGAUACCUUUCCACGCUGAGGACCGCAUACUAUUGAUAGGCGAAGGCGACUUCUCAUUCGCCAAGUCGAUCGUCGAGCACCAUGGCUGUUACGAAGUCACCGCAACAUGUUUUGACUCCCCGGAAGUGCUCUUCUCGAAAUACGAUCCGCAAGCCAAACAGCAUGUGCAGUAUCUCGAGGACGAGAGCCAGACCGUGCUGUACAACGUCGAUGCUACGAAGCUCGAUCAGAACAAACAGCUGCGUAAUGGAUCGCAGUACGAUGCCAUCCUCUUCAACUUCCCACAUGAAUUACUUGUCAAAUUCUUCAAAUCAACUUCCUCGCUAUUGGCCGAGGGUGGGAAGAUCGUGGUGACAUUGUUUGAAGGCGAGCCAUAUUCGCUUUGGAAUGUGAGAGAUCUGGCGAGGCAUGCUGAGCUGGAGGUGCAGCGGACGUUCAAGUUUGUGGCUGAGGCGUAUCCGGGCUAUAGUCAUGCGAGGACGCUGGGCAAUAUUGAUGGAGGUGGUGGCUGGAAGGGCGAGGAUAGGGAGGCGAAGAGCUUUGUGUUUCAGAGGAAGGGCGCGGAUGCUACGAAGAACAAGAAGCCUAAUUCGAAGAAUGCGAAGAGGAAGAGGCCACGAGAAGAGGACAGCUCGGACGAUGAGGGCUGA